Messenger RNA from Zootoca vivipara (common lizard), 5569 nucleotides. RefSeq names its product colony stimulating factor 1 (gene CSF1). Gene Ontology annotation, cellular component: membrane. The record is from RefSeq and is a predicted model, not a curated record. Gene Ontology annotation, molecular function: growth factor activity; cytokine activity. Gene Ontology annotation, biological process: positive regulation of macrophage differentiation; osteoclast differentiation. NCBI's taxonomy places the organism in Eukaryota, Metazoa, Chordata, Lepidosauria, Squamata, Lacertidae.
GUGGUUUCCCGUAAACCACAUGUUCCGGAGGGAGCGCUUUAUAAGGCCGACGAGCCAGGCAGGCAGCACUGCGCGGACGGAGGCAGCAUUUCCUGGGCUUCGCGCGAACUGAAAGCACACAGUCCCAACCCCCUUCGCCGGCCGCCGCCGCCGCCGCUGCAAACGGGAUUAGCCUGCAAGAGGGGGAAAGAAGGCGCCUCCGCCGACGCUGUUUUCUCGUCAACCCGGAUCUUAAGGCGGCGGAUUGGGGCGUUUUCGGAGCGGGCUGCGUGCAGGGCCAAGAAAAAGAUGAUCUCCCAUAUUGCAGCGGCCUUUCUCCUCCUUGCGGCCUGCGCGAUCCAUGGAACAGAGCAGAAGGACAGAAGUUGCAGCCGCUUAAUCCAUGAUGUUCACCUCAAUCGCCUGCUGGACCUGGUUGAUAGCCAGAUGAUGAAGCCCUCUUGUGAGCUGUCCUUUGAGUAUGUGGAUGAGAGAAAGCUGGACGACCCCAAAUGCUUUCUCAGAGCAGCAUACUCGCCUCUAAGAAACAUCCUCGAAAGUAUUGAAUUCAAGCGCAAUACUCCAAACUCUAACACAAUGAAGGAUGUAAAGGACUGGCACUUAGAAGUUGGAGACUGCAUGGACAUUAAUAGCAGUGAUGAAGAAGAGAGCAAGCACUGCACCAAGCCGUUCUCCCAGACUGCAAGGCAGAUGCUGAAGCUGGUGCACGAGUACUUCAGCAAAGCUAAGGAAAUCUUGUCCGAAGGAAAUUUCAGCCAUGAUUGCAGCAGUGUCUUUGAGAAAUGUUCCGACUCAGAAGGGAAGAGUGCAACAUCUCCAGGUGUGGUGACUGACCAGGAUUGCCCGUGUCCAGCCACAAGCCCCAUGAGUGGCAGAGGCUCAGCUUCUCUCCUUCCAACCUUUGAGCCCUCCUCUUCCAUUGCAGACCGGCUGGACAGCAAAGAGGCAGCUGCCAGCACUUUCCAGCUCUUUAUGCAGCCUGGCACCAUGCAGACUCAAGGCGGGUCACAGGGUAGCACCAGGCCCAGGAUGCCUAGGAGCACCCAAAGGGGCCAAGCAGCUGCAGAGCCCACGGAUUUCGUAGCUAGCACUGAGGCUGUCAUGUCCUCGCCGCCAGAAGAACUAGCGUUGGCAGCUCUGUCCACGAACAUUGCAUCCUUCCUGGACUCAGCCGUAACCCUUGAUUCCUGGUCCCCCAGGCUCAAAAACAUUUCUCCUCCUCCUUCUAGCCAACAAAGCAUUGCGCCUAUGGGGACAGGGUCUCCUCUCCCCGGUUCUGUUGCUGGCAGCAGCCAGACAUGGCCCCAUGAAUUCCCUUCCCAUUCUUCUCCUUUCUCUGGCUCAACCAAACCCUCCCUCAGAAAGCAGUGGCUUCGAUCAACUGAAAUGGAUGUAUCUGGUUGGGCUGUGACUGACACAGGCAGCACAUCUGGCCUAACUUUGGCGUCUCUUGCCGGUUUGGACUCUGCAGAGAGCUCAGGGGUGCCCUCCAGUGGCAGUGGGGCAACCCUCUCGCCCAGGGACCCCCCACUCUUCCCUGUCUCUGAGGAUCCUCUCUCUGCUGCACAACAGCUUUCUAGAUUGGCGGUCACCACAAACAGUCCAUCAUCUCACAGGCAGGUACCCCCAGAAAGCUACUCCUGGGGGGCGGAGGGCAGCCGAGGUAGAGCCCCAGGAGUACUGCACAGCACCCAGCUCCGAGAGAGACGAGCGGAACAAGAAGAGGGCCCAGCCAAGGGCAGGGAGCCGGAGGAUAGCAUGGCAGGUCCCAGCUCUGAUCUGAGCUUCAUUCCUCCGAACACAGACAAGCACAGUGAGAAGCCAGAAGCCAGAGAUACCCAAGGGAUGGCUGUGACUUAUGUGGUGGUGCCCAGUGUCCUGGGAAUCCUGUUGGCCGUGGGUGGCCUGCUCUUCUACUUCCAUAAAUCCAGGAUGCUAGCCAGGAGGCGACUGCAGAGAAAUGAGAGAAACCUGGAAAGACAAGAAGGAAGGCCACUGAAUAGAGGGGAGGGAGACCUGGAAUUGCAGAUACAGGAGGAGGAACUAUGAGCUGGACCCCUUUCCCUCUGGGAUGACAAGCCACGUGGGGACUGGGCAGUAAGCCCCUCUUUUUUUAAAAGGACAGCCCUCUCGUUACUACUGGGAGAAAUUAACACAAACUGGACUCUGGGAACUGAAGCAAUUGCAGUCCCUUCCCGCAAAUAGUGUUUUCUCUUCCCAGACAUGUUUUAAAUUUUUUGCGAUGGAAAGGGAUUCAUCGGGAAAUGGACGCUAUAUUUAUUCCUGGGAUUCAAGGUUGGCUUUCGUACUUAACUGCAAGCUGCCCUCUUUCUGCCAGUCAGACAACAAGCUGGAACUUGGUGGGAAGGAUGGAAACUGUUUGGAAGCUGACUUUGGACUUCAAAAGGCCUCUUCUGAUGGUGAGAGGGAGUUUCGAAGAACCACUGUGCCCUAUUGCCGCCCAGAGUGGAAAGGGUGACAUCCUCUCCAGAGGUGGAUGUUGAGUCUGCAGUUUGAACAGCUAUGUAUCUGGGAAAGAAGACUCUCUUCCAGGGCUUCCAGCUCCUUUGGAGAAGACAUAGAAUCUUGGGCCUUAUAUCUAUAUAUUUUCCUAGACAUAACUCCCCAUAGAUAUGAAUAAUGGCAAGUUGUGGUUCUGGAGAGAGAAUGGGCACUCUCUCCCCACCUGCCUUUAAGCCAUGUGUAUAAUGUAGCCCAAGGAAGGACACCCAUUUUCCCUCCUCCCCUGCAAAACAGCCUCCAUUUUUAACUCCCCAAAUAGCCUAAUCCAUUAAUCUGAGAGUUUGCUAUCCCAGUGGCCUUCUAUGUCUUCACUCCAGAGACCCCCUUUUAUUAAUCCCAACCUACAAAACGGGACCCGCUUUUAACUUUUUAUCAGGACGAGCAGGGGUCACUUAAUAAAAUUUGAUUUUAGUUGCACUUUAGGGCAGACUAGAUAAGGAAUGCAGCACAGCCUUAUGAUGAUGACUCCUAGCUUAAGAUGGCUUUUAGAAAAAAUGGGGUUAGAUAAAUGUAGCACCAUGCAACUGUCCCAUCGAUGGAAAGAUUUCUGCUUGUGCAAUGCCACCCCCCCCCCAAAAAAAUCUGUUUUCGGGAUCUCCCAACUCUCCAGUGCAGAAUAAGGGAGAGAAGAGUGGGUAGUCAAUUGCACAAAUAGAAAUCCUUGUUCUGUUGGAUCUCUGUCUUUAUCAGAGCUCUGCUGGAUCAGACCCGAGUAGCUGGCAAGUGGGCUGUGAGCAUAAUAGUCCUUUCCUGCUGCUCCCCAGCAUCUGGCAUAGUGCUUCUGAUACUGGGGGUGAUAGAUAACCACAACUUUUAUCCGCCUGGAAAAAGUGACGUGUUUAAAUCACUGAUGCAACCCAUCAACCGAAAUCCAGUGUGUUACACACUCCGGUAAUAUUGUCAGAAAAUGUAGAAUAUAACAUCACUCCCAGUUCCCCAUACCCCACCUGCAUUGUGUCUUGACCCAAACAGGAAGUGAUGCCUUGUAAGCCAGGACAUGAACAGAUCUGGCACUGAAGUGGUUGCAGCUGUAACUAUAUCCAUAGGAGAGAUGCAGCCUCUUCCAACUGUGUUUAUCCACUUCCCAGAGCCUGCUGAACAAUGCAGGGCACUGCAGGGAAGUUCAGCAGUACAGAAGUUAAAUAUAUUGGCACUGUGCAGUGAACACCCCCACCCUCGGUGAGCUUGGCCCUUGGAACUGCCAGAGCUAUGCCACUUUACAGAGAUUGACACUAACACACACACACCCCGCAGCCUUGAUCUCUUGUACCAAUGGAAGGAAAGUGUUAAGACCCACCCCUCCCAUCUUCCACAAAUUAAUUUAGGAAACUUGGGGACUUUGGUAAUCUGUGUUCCCAUGCCUACAUUUGCCAAGUGAAAGCAGAAAUGGUGGGGGAAACUUGCAGGGAAACAUUGGAAAGUCGGGGUGUACAUAACAACAACAUAAACUUGCUGUUUCUCCUCCAAAUGCCCCUGCAAGCACUAUUCCUCCCAGCUGGGUUUACUUAGAAUUUGAGAAUAUGGGUGGCGGGCAAGGGUUAAGUUGUUGUUUAAUGGUGUGAAGGCAUUUUCAGGGGAGAAUCUAAUGGGGGCUACCUGCCACCGUACCCGCUGCCUAUCCCCUGCAGUGCUACACCCUCAAUUUAGGAUGCCAAACGUAUCACGGGUUUGAGGACCACCCUGUGUUUAAUGUGUAUUUCUGCUCGUAACCUUAAUAAUUGCUGACCCGGGGGCUGCUACUGGAGGUUUUCUCCAAGAGGACGCACACUUCCCUUGUCCCCCUGUGCAUCUCUUUCCAUGUUGUAGUGGAGAGCUGAUGCAUAGAGGGCCAACGGGAGUUGCCGCAGCCCAGCUCUGAAGUGAAGUGAAGCUCUUGCACUUUGUAUACUUAACGUGUUUUGCCUCCCGUGCGCUGAGAACAUUCCCACCCUGGAUUGAAUGAGUGAGUGUCAACGAGUGAGUGCAUCUGGUCCAGCCUCUUGCCAUUCCAUGCCUCUUCUCCAUCCGCCCUCGCCACAACCAGCAGCCCUUAUCUGCCUCACCUCUUGCCCUCCCCUGCUUUCUCCAUCUCUGCUUGUAGCUGUGACGCUGAGCUGGCCUCAGGGUAACGAUGCUGCCUUUCCCCAUUUGUGCUUUAAUGUAAUGGAUGAAAUGUUGAUAAAACUGUAUUGGAGGAAGGUGUGGGUGCAACUUGCCAGGCUCUGUAAGUGGGUGAUUGUGCCAUGUAUGUUGCUCCAUUGAUGUGAGCAGGCCUCCAUGUUUGCACCGGACGCUGGAGUCUCUUAUUAUUCAAUGUGCCAUUGCAUCAUAUUGUGCCUUGUGUGUGUGCAGCAUUCUGAGACCCUGAGGGCAUAUGACCUGGUUGGUGUCCAGGGCUUGCACACACCAGUUUUGAUCUUGCCAAUUCAAUGAUCCUUGCAAAAGUGGUAGAAGUUGACUUAUUUUAUUUCUGCUUGCCCUUGUACAUUGCAGCAAAGGGGGCCUUCAGUGAAACAUCAUUUGCCUCCCCUUCUUGGCUCCUAGUUGAGCUGCAGUGCUCAUGAGCAGCUUGCUCACACCGCAGAGGCAGACAAGUUCCCUCUUUGUUUUUGGCAGAGACCAAGCAUUAGCUGCUUUCAUAGGUCAAUGAGCCACGGCAUAGGACUACCUUUUGACAUGCAUCAGAUGAAGAACAGUCCCUGUUUGUUUUAGCACCCUGUGGCCAGGUUUGCAAUGGUGUUUGGAUGCAGCAGUCAGUACGUUCCAUCUUGCACGCUUAUUCACCAGCACAGGAAAACUUAAGAUCUGGCCUUAAUGCCUUAACAGCCACCCUUCCCUUGCCUCUUUUUAUUAAUAUAGGAAAAACCAAUGAAGAGGAGUUCCUUUUUUAAAAAUGGAGUUACAAUUCUGGUUCAGACUGUGUUCUUUUUAUAUAUAUAUUUUUACAAACAAUGAAAUAUUUUAUAUUAAAGACUUUUUUUAAAAAAAUGCUGUUUAAAUGUUUAUUUAAAAAUAGGAAAGUUUGUAUUUAAUAAUAAAAACACGAAUGUGUGUAACACUUUUUAAA